GUCGUGCCGCUGCUUAUACCCGCUUAGGUAACUUUCGUUGCGCUUCCUCCGUGCAUAGCUUGUCGCCCAUUGGCAUUGCUCAGCUUCCCCCUUGAAGUUGUAGCGCUUUCUUCCUGAGCAGAUCCCCACACUGUGGCACUCAUGCCAGUGGGUGAAAGCUCUUGGGCAAAAGCUGCACUUUGGCAGCCAGGUUCCAUAGUUGGUCACUAAAAUAGCGCGCUUGUGCACCAAGGCAUGUUACCCAGCCAACUGCGCUCCCAAAACUGUGCAAUGCAAGCCUGCUGAUUGGAAAGGUCUCUCAGCACUUCAGUAAAAGGGGUUUGAAAACCAAGACGCAACCCCAAGUUCCAGAGUUGGCCUUCAGAAGAAGGACCCAAGGAGAAUGAAAGCAGCAUUGGAAGGAGAACGGCAUCCUUGAUACCAGGCAAACAUAUUGCUGCAGUGACUCGUUCUUCUUGGCGUCAUUGACUGGCAUCAACCGGACGCUUCUGCUUCAAUUUAGAAGAACGCCCCCAAGGGGCUUACUCAUUUCUGAUUGUUGUUCUCGGCGUUCGUUGAUUAGCAUCAGCUGAACGCUUCUGCCUCAAAAGAACUGAACGCCCCUGGGCCCUAGUCGUCCUGUGUCGUUAGGAUGGGGCUGUCAACCGAAGCUCAGAAGCAGGUGCGGGAGGCUGCUAUCAAAGAGCUGAAGGGGGCAAAUAUGGAGGACAUGACUGAGAGGAAGCUGAGGACUGCACUGGAGAAACAGCUGGGGCUCGAGCUGGGGGGCGAGGAGGAAAAGAAGUUCCUGAGGGCCGUCAUCGGCGAGUUUCUGGACCAGGAUGAGCCUGAAGAGGAACCAGAGGCGCCUAUCGAAGUGAAGCGAAAAAAGCCUGAAAAGGAGGGGCCGUCCGGUGGGGGGUCCAAAGCCCCCGAGGCUAAGCGAGUCAAGGAGGUGGUGGAGAAGAAGGGCGCACAGCCAGACAAGUGGCAGUACAUUGGGGAUGGGAAUCUUCUCGUUUGUGAGCUAAGCGGGAAUAAGAAAGUGACUGUCUCAAAGUGGAAGAACCAGACGCUGGUCUCAAUCCGGGAAUACUACGAGAAAAACGGGGAGCAACUACCCGGCAAAAAGGGAAUAUCGCUGACCCUUGAGCAGUGGAGGGUCCUUCAGCAGAAUGUCGACGUUGUAGAGGAGGCCGUAAAGCAAGUCUCGUGAGGCGAGAUGCGACCUAUAGAAUUUGAGGACCUUCUCCAGACGCAUUAGCUGAUUGUGUCAACGAAGAACGGAGACCUACCAUGUCAAUGUUGGACAUGGGGCUGGCUCAAACAUCUUCGCGUACAUGUACCAUACGUCAGGUUAACGGACCAAUGUUACCCAGCGAUUGUAGGGCUAGAUAACAGCGGUAGGGCCUGCCAACUGCCUAGGAUUAAACGACAUCUAUCCAAUCACGAGCAGUCAGUGUCAUCUACCCCACCAGUGGGCCUCUGUUUCAGUUGCAAGCCUGGCCUCAGUGGCAUGCACUUUACGUACCUUCGGCUUCACUCGCAAUUAAGCUCGUGACCGAAAACUAUGUCUUUACGGUGCCGUAGUAUACGAAAUUUUCUUUGGUAAGUCCUGAGGUCUAUAUAUUGAUAACAACAUCCGAUCGAUCGAUGCCAGACUCGAGCUGUUGAGCUGUUCGAAUUGUAUAACCGGG
Molecule: messenger RNA, 1676 nt
Organism: Klebsormidium nitens
Lineage: Eukaryota; Viridiplantae; Streptophyta; Klebsormidiophyceae; Klebsormidiales; Klebsormidiaceae
Source: the annotation of a GenBank genome assembly